Phyllostomus discolor (pale spear-nosed bat) is the source of this 873-nucleotide messenger RNA. Its product is annotated as cancer/testis antigen 47A-like. The transcript is spliced from 2 exons. Lineage: Eukaryota; Metazoa; Chordata; Mammalia; Chiroptera; Phyllostomidae. The record is from RefSeq and is a predicted model, not a curated record. Bases 1 to 873 code for a protein of 290 amino acids.
AUGUCUGACACUGGCGAGGGAAACCCUACCCUGGGGGGGCAGGAGAACCCCAUGGACGACGUGAGAGCCAGGGUCUGGGAGGCGGGAGCUGAAGACGUGGUGAUUCAUGACUCUGGGCCCUAUGGGAAUGAGGAGGGCGAGGGCGAAGUCGAGGCUGAAGUUGAGGUCCUGGGCGAAGCUGAAGGUGGGGCCCAGGGUGAGGCCGAGGCCGGGACCCGGACUGGGACCCAGCCAGGGGAGGCCGGAGUCACAGGGGCUGUGGGUGGUCUUGAUGUGGAAGCCACGGCAGCCGGAGUCCCAGAGGGAGGCGUCAGCGGGGAGGAUUACAACAUGGCUCCGGCACACGAUGGGGAGCAGUACCUAGAACGUCGAGCGCCCCGCCUCGUGUUCCUGGACCUGGUGCGCACAAUGCUGCACCGCCUGUACUACAACGACCACAUCAUCGUGCCUCCGCGCCGCCGCUUAAGGGUAGUUCAGCCCAGGUCUCAGAUGCCCAUUCACGUGAGCGGGAUCCGCAUGCUCUCAGUGCCCGGGGGCUCGGGAGAGGGGGCAGCAGCCAUUGUACCUGAGGGCUCCGGAGAGGGGGCCACAGCGGUGGUGUCCCGGGGCUCCGGAGAGGGGGCCGCCGCCAUGGUGCCCAAGGGCUCCGGAGAGGGGGCCGCAGCGAUGGUGCCCAAGGGCUCCGGAGAGGGGGCUGCAGCCAUGGCGCCCGAGGACCAGCCCGAGGCCGACGUCCAGGAGCCCGCGCAGAAGGCUGAAGGCCCAGAGGAGACAACUAAAUAUCAGUAUGAAAACACUGAGGAAGAGUCCCAAGAUGCUGAGGCUAAAGAAAAAAAAGAGUUUAAUGAGAACAAGGAUCCGAAAAGGAUGUGA